Messenger RNA from Arachis duranensis, 1170 nucleotides. Its product is annotated as protein FAR1-RELATED SEQUENCE 5-like. NCBI's taxonomy places the organism in Eukaryota, Viridiplantae, Streptophyta, Magnoliopsida, Fabales, Fabaceae. The transcript has 4 exons. The record is from RefSeq and is a predicted model, not a curated record. The coding region runs from base 1 to 1170 and encodes 389 amino acids.
AUGGCGGUCCACGACGGAGGAGAACGCGGGAUUGAACGGCAUGGAAGCACAGAUCGAGAUCUGGCUGUCUCGAGGUUCACAAUAAGGGAAGAAAAUGGAUCACACAGGGCAACGAGAUUCACAGGAGAGGAUGCUGAUGAUGGAAUGAGCGGCAAAACUUUGCCGGUAGAGAAAGCAGAAGUGAUGGAUUCGUCCGCCGCAGAUGCGGACAUAGAUGCAGAAGCAGCAGUGAGGAUUGUUGAUGGGAUAGGGUACUUUGGCGCCAUUGAAUUUUCUACCCUGACAGCCAAGGACGUCCUUAUGACGGAGUUCACAAGUCUACAGGGAGCUUAUGACUACUACAACGAAUACGGUCGCAUCAAGGGAAUUUCGGUUAGGAGGUCCAAGGUGGGUCACAGAACAAAGCAGGGGGCGGAGGGCGAAAUCAUUUGGCAGAUAUUUGUGUGCUCGAGGGAAGGAGAGCGAGACGGGAAACACAUGCAGCGGGAAGACAGGAAGAUGGAUCCUCAACCGAUCACGCGGUGCGGGUGUGAAGCCCGGAUUAAGGUCCACGUCGAUGAUGCCAUCAGGCGAUGGUUUGUUGAACAAUUAUGCGAUAACCAUAAUCAUCCCAUGCUGGAUGCGAGGUUCAAGGGUCUGUCGCGGUCACACAGAGCAGUCAAGGAAGGCGAUUUGCACCAAAUCAAUUCCAUGAGAAAAUCCGGGUUGCGGGUGCCGACGAUUUUCCGCGCCUUUGCCAAUCAGUCAGGAGGAUUCGAGACUGUUGGGUUCGAGAUAAAGGACAUAUAUAAUGCGAUAGAGAAGCAAAGGCGGAAGUACUCGUUGGCUGUUGGCAAGAGGCUGGAAAAUCUCUUCUGGUGCGAUGGUACAAGUUGUUAUGACUACAGUGUAUUCGGGGAUGUCCUGGGUUUUGAUGCAACGUACGGUCAUAACAAAUACAAGUGCCCUUUGGUAAUAUUCUCAGGGGUGGACCAUCAUAUAAGGACGGUGGUGUUUGGCUGCGCCAUCUUGAGCAACGAGAGUGAAGGAAGCUAUGUGUGGUUGUUGUGGUCAUUUCUUGAGGCAAUGAAAGGAAAACAGUCGAAGUCUGCCAUCACGGACGGGGAUCUCACCAUAAAGAGUGCGGUUAGCACAGUUUUCCCUGGUGCACAUCACAGGCUGUGUAGCUAG